AUGUAUAAAUCAGUUUUUGUUGUUUUCUUCUUAAGUUUAUUUAUUAACAAAGGAGACAGUUUAUACUGUUACAGAUGUAACAGUAAUCAUCCUGGGUGUGGCACACCUUUAAAUUGGUUAUGGUAUUGGGGAGAAACUUGUCCAGAAUAUGAUGAUAAAUGUGUAAAAAUUAUUGAAAGAAAAGGAGCUGAAACAAUUAUAACACGGGAAUGUUUGAGCUCUGUUCGUAGCUUUAGAACAGAUAUUCCAGCUGAUCGGUAUGAAGGUUGUCGACCUGCUGCUAAAGAUUUUAACUUAGGACAUUAUGUAAACAAUUCCAUUCAUCAAUUAGAUAUUCAUCGAGAUUACUAUGAUGAAGUAACAUGGUGUUUUUGUUACUUCGAUCAUAGAUGUAACAGUGCUACUACAGUUACUGUUUCAACAAUAUUAAUGCUUGUAGGUAUUGCAGUACAACAAUUUACUACCUAAAAUUUUUAAACAU
Molecule: messenger RNA, 481 nt
Organism: Dufourea novaeangliae
Lineage: Eukaryota; Metazoa; Arthropoda; Insecta; Hymenoptera; Halictidae
Gene: crim
Exons: 3
Coding region: 1-468 (155 amino acids)
Biological process (GO): positive regulation of voltage-gated potassium channel activity; regulation of synaptic transmission, cholinergic; sleep
Source: RefSeq, a predicted model, not a curated record